Molecule: messenger RNA, 1002 nt
Organism: Fusarium vanettenii 77-13-4
Lineage: Eukaryota; Fungi; Ascomycota; Sordariomycetes; Hypocreales; Nectriaceae
Exons: 2
Coding region: 1-1002 (333 amino acids)
Source: RefSeq, a predicted model, not a curated record
AUGAUAGCUAUAGAACUCUAUACGAUCGCGCUCGAGCGGUCCACGCGACUAGAUCUGCCAAUAGAGCAUAACGAGGUUCCGCACUGUAUGGCACGGCUAUUAGAUACAGACCGCGCAGCCUGCGAAGGAUGGCUCCAGGAGAUGAACUUCCUCCGCCUAGGGGAGGCAGAGGACGAUGAAGUCUGGGAAAGGAUUAAGAGAAACUGGAUCGGAUACCUAUCGGCGACGAGCCCCACGCCGGAUGCAGCGCUGGCACCGAACCGCAAGGUUGUGCAGUUCAGGAGUGGCGGCGAGGAUGAGGACGAGGAUGAGGAUGCGAGAGAGCAGAGACGGAGCCUGGUGGGGUUUAUCGCUUAUUCGCAAGACGAGGGCACGCUAGAGGAGAUGGGUAUGCGGUUGACGGAGAGCCAGAUCGAUGACAUCCUAGAUAUCGAGCAAGAGGUCUGGCAGGUGGACCUCAAGGUGAUAGCGCGGAGGCGGGAAAAGGGAGGAUUCGAGGGCGUCUGGGGACGCAUCCAGCUGCUGCUUAUGAAGGCGUUGAGGAAGGCCAAGUCGACGCCGCGGAACAACCCGCUCAUGUGGUGGAUUGCAGUGCUCGCCCGAUCAGCAAUCUCAGAGAAUGAUGGGGAUAGAGACUUUAUCAGCCGAGGGCGGUUCCACAAGAACCCGAUGCCGAUGGAUGUCGACCUCGGGGAACGGCUGCGAGCAAUAGUGCACUACAGCAAGGUGCUCGUGCUCGACGAUGCCUUCUCGACCUGGCCGGAAGAGUCGGGGUGGAUGAUGGAGGUACAGAGCAGGCUGAAUAUGGUGAGCAUCGAAUGGAUCAACGACGAGGGGGGUUCUAGGCCGGAUGGACCACCCGGUGAUGGCGGGCCGGUAUAUUCGACGGAUGCGUGGCAGUCCGUGGUGGCACACAUAGCCGAACAUACGAAGAAGUAUCUUGGGGGGAAGCAAAGGACGGCGAUAUAUAGGUUGCGAAUGUUGGCUAAUGCGAUGGGGUAG